This is a messenger RNA of Trichophyton rubrum CBS 118892, 1215 nucleotides long. RefSeq lists its product as uncharacterized. The transcript has 3 exons. Gene Ontology annotation, cellular component: elongator holoenzyme complex. The record is from RefSeq and is a predicted model, not a curated record. Gene Ontology annotation, biological process: tRNA wobble uridine modification. Bases 1 to 1215 code for a protein of 404 amino acids. Lineage: Eukaryota; Fungi; Ascomycota; Eurotiomycetes; Onygenales; Arthrodermataceae.
AUGUCUUCGGCAACAGCACCCUUGUUGGCGCCAUACACAGCCCCGCCACCGUAUCAGUCUCUACAUCUCAUAACAUCAGUCCUCGGGUCAACGAGCAAUUGGCUUGUGCUGAGGUGCCUCUGUGAUACUCUACAGAUACCUUUGCGGAGAGGAGGUAAUAUCGAUGGCCUGGAAGAUACAGCUGGCCUCGAAAGAGACGACUCUGUAAAAAGAUCCAAAAAACGAAAGGUCGUGCUUGUCAGUUUCCUUCGGGGUUGGGAAUUCUGGAGGGCGGAGGCAAGGAGAGUGGGUCUUGAUUUGAAUAAAUUAUCCAAGGAAGGGAGAUUCUCGUUCGUUGAUGGGGUAACCAACCUCUUUUCCCCCUCCCCUGCACUUCAAACGCCGAAGUCUGUGGCGCCAGGAGAAGCUCUGGCGGCCUCAACUCGCGCUAGAAAGAGCUCAAUAUCUUCACCUUCUUUCCCACUACCUGAUAGAACUCCUCCGAAGUCGUCAUCACAGGUUGCCCGCGCCCCCAAGCCGGGACCAAUCUCAUUUUCUGGCAGAGCCAACCCGUUACUUGCUCGCCCAGCACCCCCAACACCACCUAUUUCUUCUGCUCCUCCUACGGUAUUUGCUACGCCAGAGUCUUCUAGAAAUGAUAACCGCCAUAGCCAGAAUAUACGGAUGCUACGCUGGGCACCAUCUGCGGGAAAUUCUGGUGGCUUGGACGGGGUGGAGAAGGUCAUUACCUCUGCCAUAGCAGACAUCUGCAAGGGGCAGGAAACCCCGGAACAGGCUGGUGAUAAUGAUGUGCUCCUUGUCCUCGACCAGCCGGAUUUCCUUCUCGCAUCCACGGGCCCCAGCAUGCAAGUCGGUUCCACUGAGAUGGGUGAAUUGAUUAUGGGAUUGAGACGUCUUGUCCAUUCUACAAUUAUCACUGUGGCGGCUGAUUCGCCGCUCAUGCACAGUAGCCAACAACCCACACCACUAGAAAUAGAACAUUCAGCGUUGGUGGUGUCACUUGCCCACCAAGCGCAAAUGGUUAUGCAGCUGAGAGGGCUUGACACCGGCGUGGCCAGAGACGUGAGUGGAGUGUUACGGGUGAGUAAAGGAGGAGCGUUAGCGGACACAGACACCCUUAAGAAUGGGGAGAAUGACGAUACUUGGGAGGAGAAAGAGGUCUUAUACUUUGUCCAAAGUGAUGGAUCUGUGAAAGUAUUUGGACGCGGUGAAUAG